Molecule: messenger RNA, 1494 nt
Organism: Saccharomyces cerevisiae S288C
Lineage: Eukaryota; Fungi; Ascomycota; Saccharomycetes; Saccharomycetales; Saccharomycetaceae
Gene: KCH1
Product: Kch1p
Exons: 1
Coding region: 1-1494 (497 amino acids)
Biological process (GO): potassium ion transmembrane transport
Cellular component (GO): plasma membrane; vacuolar membrane
Molecular function (GO): potassium ion transmembrane transporter activity
Source: RefSeq, marked reviewed
AUGUUUAACCAUGAUUGGAAGUACUCCAUUAAUUCUAAGACUUUCGCCGAUUUAAACAUUGAAUUAUUUCGAAACCACAAGUUCAAAACUGUUUUAAAUUACAUAAUAGGUGUAGUUGGGUGGAAUGGAUUAAAACUCGCCCUUUUUGUUUCUGACAUUUACACAUGUAUCAAAUUGCUGGCAUUCAACUCCUGGUCAAACAACAUCAUCAAACCAUACUUACCCUUUAAAAUAUCCAAAUGGUUGUUUAGCGGUUGUAUUUUAGCAUCGAUUGUGCUAUUGAUAUGGGAGGCUAUAGCGGGAAUGAGGAUUUACAAAACGGGAAAUAUCUCUUUGACUUAUGUCAACAAUUUUUCCAGAAACCUAAAUUCAGUGCUCAAUUAUUCCAAGUUUUGUGUUUAUAAUAUGAUCGAACGAAAGGGUUUUCGACAGAAAAUGACAUUUUUUACUUUUUUUCAACUGAAAGAUUGUAUUAGAUUAAUCUUCACGGAUACCCCAAGGCAAGUUAUUAAUGGUCUUACGCUGUGGUCAGUUCUCGUAACAGUAAAUAAAAACGAGGAUCUAGGCGAUCUGGAAUCAUUUACCGGUUUGAUCAACAAAAUAAAGAACAUUGGCCAGACCAAUCAUGAAGAAGCAGUGAUAUUGUCGCUGAUGCUAUUUUCCUUUAUAAUCUGGGCAUUAUUUGUCUUCAAGUUUCUGCUUGCUGUCAUUUGCUCGAUUUUUGUUUAUUAUAAAAUAAUCAAUGAUCAGGAAUAUAGCGGGUUGCGUGAGUACAUUUGUGUUACCGUCAGCGAAAAUGUUGAUGAACUUGUUGAAAGACAAAGGAAAAAGGAAAAUGAUGACACGAUUUAUAAGACAGGUCUUCUCGAAUCUCAGACUUUUGACGAUUUUAAAGAAGUUGAAAAUAAAAUUGAAACAUCUUUUAAUGAUACGUCAUAUGCUUCUAAUAAUGAUUCUAUGAUUGAGCUAAUAGAGAGAAGACCCGAAUACAAAAGUCAGGAUGUAUGUGGGCCCAUUCCCACAAUGAAGAAAACGGAAACAAUGGAAUCGUUCGUUGACAAUGGCAAUCCACAAUAUACCACUAGAUUCUCUGCGAUUCUAGAUUCACCAUAUAUCAACAGCUAUGAAAGUAAUGAUAUAAAGAAAGCAAAAAUACAAAGCAGAAGCGUAAAUACUCCAAAAUAUGAGGAUUUGUCUUCUUCUGACAUUUUCAACAAAAUACACUCUGCUGGACAAUUAAAAUCUACAACUUCUAUGGAGUUUCACGGGCCAUUAGAUUCUAUGCCAAAUACAACAAACAACAUCCGUAAUUUUAAUAGCAACAGUAGUAGACCUAGACCACCUCCUUUACAGACAAAAAGUUCGAUUAAUUCAAAAGCUGACUCGAAUGAUAAUGGAAGGAUUUAUACACCAAUGAAAGCGUACUUCAGGGAGCCUGAUCUUCCGAGGAAGGGUUUGCUGGAAGAUGAAGAUCGUACAUAUAAUUAUACUUAA